Molecule: messenger RNA, 1502 nt
Organism: Drosophila serrata
Lineage: Eukaryota; Metazoa; Arthropoda; Insecta; Diptera; Drosophilidae
Gene: Cyp308a1
Product: Cytochrome P450 308a1
Molecular function (GO): heme binding; oxidoreductase activity, acting on paired donors, with incorporation or reduction of molecular oxygen; iron ion binding
Source: RefSeq, a predicted model, not a curated record
CCAUCGGAAAUGCUGCCAAUGUUUUUAUUACCUCUAAUUGGAGGUCUAAUCCUUCUCCUCCUACUCAAGGAUUUAUUGUUGCGUGGAAGCCACUGGCAACGUUUGGGAGUUCAGGGACCCAGAGGCUGGCCACUGGUGGGAAACAUGGUACAGUUCGCUCUGGGUCGUCGUUCCUAUGGAGAAGUUUAUAGCAAACUCUACAGUCAGCAUCCCGCCCAGCCUUAUGUGGGAUUCUAUCGCUUGUUCAAUGAACCUGCUUUGCUGAUUCGUGACCAGGAAUUGCUAACUCAAAUCCUUGUAGGCAACCACUUUGCCAGUUGUGCGGAUAAUGCUGUUUAUGUGGAUCAUCAUCAUCGCGAUAUCCUGGCCAGCUUUGAUCCCUUUCUGGCUUGCGGUGAUCGCUGGCGACUGCUGCGCUCGGACCUGGUGCCUCUAUUCACACCCAGUCGCCUGCGUCAGUUGUUGCCACAUGUGAGCAAUGCUUGCAGGAUCCUUAAGGAGCAGCUGCCUCGGGAGCCUUUCGAGGCCAAGGAGUGGGCCACACGCUAUACACUCCAAGUGGUGGCUUCUGCGGUCUUUGGAGUGGAUGCAAACUGUCUCCAGCAGAGUGAGGAGAGUGGGAAAAAUCCUUGGCUACAGUUGCUGGCGCCGCUAUUUCAGCCAAGUUCCUGGAGCCUGCUGGGAACAGUGUCCUUGCUGCACUCGCCAUUACUGGGAAGAGUCCUCAGCUUUCGCUAUGUCCCCCUGGCUGUGCAGCACUGGCUCCUGACCUUGAUGGACUCUCGAAGUGAGAGGGAUAACCUGCUCCAUUGGUUAGAGACGGAGGGCAGGCGCAGCUUGGAUAAGAUGGAGCUGGCGGGGCAUGCCACCACUUUGGUGCUGGAGGGUUAUGAGACCUCGGCUUUGCUCCUGGCAUGUGCACUGUACGAAUUGGCCAGGAAUGUGGAUAUUCAGGAGAAACUGCACAAGGAACUGGAUGAGCAAGAAGGUCAGUUGCUGGACAAUGUGACUCUGGGGAAGCUUCGCUACACGGAGGCCGUGUUGAUGGAGACACUGCGUCUGCAUCCGGCAAUGCAGGCUUUGCAGAAACGCUGCAAUCAGUCUUUUAAGCUGCCUGGAGGAGGACCUAGGAUCCAGGAGGGCAUGGUAGUGGUGCUACCCGUCCAGGCCAUACAUAUGGACCCUGAACUUCAUCCUGAGCCUGAGAUCUUUCGUCCAGAGCGCUUUCUGGAUCAGACUUCAAUGGGCUGCCGUUUUUUGGGCUUUGGCGCCGGUCCUCGCAUGUGUCCUGGCCAGCGUUUAGGCCUCCUACAGACAAAAGCUGCCCUGGUCACCUUACUGCAGGAGCAUCGCGUUCUAAAACGACCUGGAACUGCCUUGGAGGUGUCUCCACUCACCUUCCUCACAGCCAGCAAAACUGGCAUCUGGCUAAGCCUGGAGAGAAGGAAUCUGCACAGAAAGACAUCCCCUUAAAGGGUUUAUAAUAUCAUUAUCUUUAAACC